Ylistrum balloti is the source of this 6128-nucleotide messenger RNA. RefSeq names its product oxysterol-binding protein-related protein 11-like. Gene Ontology annotation, molecular function: sterol binding. Gene Ontology annotation, cellular component: membrane; cytosol; intracellular membrane-bounded organelle. The transcript is spliced from 22 exons. NCBI's taxonomy places the organism in Eukaryota, Metazoa, Mollusca, Bivalvia, Pectinida, Pectinidae. The record is from RefSeq and is a predicted model, not a curated record. The coding region runs from base 1 to 2235 and encodes 744 amino acids.
AUGGCAGCUACCGAGAAAAAUGUGAACCUUGGACUGCCCGAUUUAUCUGGGUUGUCUGAAGCCGAGGCUCUACAGGUCAUGGCAGUGAUGCAGAGGGCUAAGGAUUUUGAAGAAGUGGAGGGAGCAAAACAUAUGAGACAACCAAUGGAAGGACAACUACACAAGUAUACUAAUGCCUUUAAAGGCUGGCAGUUCAGAUGGUUUGUGCUGGACCCAGAUUCAGGCAUGCUGGAGUAUUUUGAGAAAGAAGAGCAGAAGAAGCAGAGACCUAGAGGUUAUGUCCAGCUGGCUGCAUCAGUUAUCUCCCCAUCAGACGAGGACUCCCAGACAUUCACAGUAAAUGCUGCCAACGGAGAACUAUAUCGCCUGCGAGCAUCUGAUGCCAAAGAAAGACAGCACUGGGUUGACAAGUUACGAUCUACAGCAGAGUACCACACAGCUAACAUGAGUUCUCCGUCACAAAAACCUGAUGUACGGUCCCUGUCAAUGAACUUGUCCACAAAUGAGUCGUCAACACACCUACCAGUCAGGUCGAGGAAGUCUGCCUCUGUCCGUGGUGAUCAAGAUGUAGUGGUACCUACCAAAUCUGUCGCUGCUAGGUCUGAAAGCAAAGCACCGGCAGCCCAUCCUCACACCCUGGAUCCUUUCCGAGAAGUGAAGGAGUAUAUUGUAGAGGCUGAGGACUACUCCGAGACUCUCAAUGAAAAAAUUAAUCAUCUUCCUUCUGCAGGAGAAACGAUUACAGGACUGGACCCAGAUGUCUUAUUGAUCAAGGCCACGUCCAAUGCCACCCUUACCUGUCUAUCACAGUGCCUAAAGAUGUUACAGCAACGACAGGGAGCAUCCGUCAAACCUGCCCCUCACCCUACUGCUCUCAACUGGGGUGACCCUAACACACAACCAGUUAGUACUCAUGUGGCUGUACCCAAAGCCACCAGUUCUCGGGGAGUGCCCUCCCCUACAGGAAGUUUCUCUUCGGCGACAUCACUGCCAUUUACACUGCCUGACCAGGUCCAGGAUGGUCCUAUUAACCAUGAUGAGGAAGUAGAGGACAGCGCCAGCUACAGGGAUACAGACCUUGGUAACGAGGUGGAGGAACACAAGAGUGUUAUCCUUCAUCUCCUCUCACAACUCAAGCUCGGCAUGGAUCUUACCAAGGUUGUCCUUCCCACAUUUAUCCUGGAGCGCCGUUCCCUGUUGGAAAUGUUUGCUGAUUGUAUGGCACAUCCAGACUUCUUUCUCAAAAUUGCUGAUCUCCCAGAUCCAGAGUCACGUAUGCUAGCUGUCCUUGAAUGGUACCUCACAUCUUUCCAUGCAGCCCGACAGGGCUCUGUUGCCAAAAAGCCUUACAACCCUAUAAUUGGAGAAACAUUCCAUUGUUCCUGGCGCUUACAAGAAGAUAAUAACAAGAACAGUCAAUCUAAGAAUGCUUCUGAAUCACCUGAUGAGGACAAUCAGACAGCAGACAAGGCAGGUGGACCCUGUGACAAACCUGCUCAGUUGACAUUCUGUGCAGAGCAAGUCUCGCAUCAUCCCCCAGUGUCUGCCUUUUAUUUCGAGUGUCCAGAGAAACAGAUGUGCAUGAAUGCCUCCAUAUACACAAAGUCACGCUUCAUGGGGAUGUCUAUAGGGGUACAGAUGGUGGGCAAAAUCUGUCUGAAGUUACUGGCACAUGAUGAAGAGUAUGUGUUCAUGAUGCCUAGUGCCUACGCCCGAUCUAUACUCACUGUUCCGUGGGCUGAGAUGGGGGACAAGAUCACAAUCAACUGCCAAAAAACCAAUUUUGUUGCCAAUGUCACAUUCCAUACUAAGCCAUUCUAUGGGGGAAAGCUACACCGGGUGUCAGCUGAAGUAAAGAACAACAAUCUCGGCACAGUGGCCUGUAAAGUACAGGGCGAAUGGAACAAUAUUCUGGAAUUCAGCUAUGAAAAUGGAGAGUCUAAGAUCAUCGAUGUGAACAAUCUAAACAUCAUCAGGAAAAGAGUACGACCACUUAGUAAACAGGGAGACUAUGAGUCACGCAAGUUGUGGGAACAUGUGACAAAUGCUCUGAAGAUCGGGGAUGUCAAUACAGCAACAGAACAUAAACACUUUCUGGAAGAAAGACAGAGAGAGGGUGAACGACAUCGAAAGGAAACCAAUACCGAUUUUCCAACUAAAUAUUUUCAUAAAGUCAGUGACAUCUGGACAUAUAACAGUAUGUUAGAAAAGGGAAACACUAAAGGAACUGCCUGAUACAGAACCAAAGUCAUAACAAUACCUUGUUAUAGUGUUCUACUGAUGCAUCACUCUGCCAACAGGACCAGUGGGGAAUACCUGCCAAUUGUUAAGUGUAAGGUCAAAUGUAUGGACAUUCAGAUUCAUGCGUUUUCAAACUGCCUGUCAAGAUGAUAAAUGGAUUACCAUCUUGUGUGAAAAGGAUAUGUGAUAAUUCAAAAACAGAUAUUGUCAAAAUAAUUUCUACUUGUACAUAGAUAUAGAAAUAUCUUGUGAUAUGUACAGGAAGGAGCUGGUGAUGAAGAAAGGAUUGACCUUGUGAUUAAGCCUUUCUUGUUAAACUGAUGUGAUAUACACUUCUCAAUGUUGUGGAUACUUGGUACUAUCUUAACUGGUUUUUUAUGUGAUAUUAUUGCUGGACAAAUACAUUAUUGUCAAAAAGCUUUGUUGUGAAAUGAUAAAGGUUUUACCUGAUGUGGUGUUCUAACAAUGAAAGCCAUGUAAUAUACUUUAUCAACAAUGGUUGAAUCUUUUCUUUAUGGGACAUACCUCGUAGUUCAAUAACUGUGGUGUUGAAAUAAGUCUAACACAAAUCACAGACAAUCAGGACAUUUUUCCAUAUCUGCUGCUGCAGGGUGGCUGUUCUAGAAACACAAGAGAAGUACUGUCAAAUCCACACUGGUGUGUUCACAUGUUCAUAUUUGUUAAGUAGAACAAACAAUAUUGAUUGCUUGCAUGAUAUUGAUAUUUGCAUAUCUAGAUAUACAAUGGUAUGGGACCAGCUGAACAAAAAUGGUCUACCUCAGUAAGGAAAUGUGAUGUCAUGGUUGUCAUGGUUACACUGAUGUAAAUGUUAGAUACUGUAGGAAAAUAUAUCACAUCAAUCAUAAAUGGCAUUUGAUGAUCCCAAAAUUUAUUCCUGGAAUUCUGUAUGACUUGUCUCAUAUAUUCUACUUGUAUAUGUCUCCUAUCAGAUCGUGGUUCGUGGUGAAGAAGAAGAAUCUGGCCUGUCCUACAUAGUAGAUUGCAAUAUUGGCCCAGUUCAGUAGGAAUUGGCAAAAAUAUUUACAGUAGACUUAUUUAUUUGACCUGUUGACAUGUUCAAAUAUAACCAAAAACAUGAGAGAAAAAAAGAAAAAAAUAUGAAAAAAAAAAGAGAAAAACUGCAAUUAAGUUGAUUUUUAAGUGCAAAAAAAACCUCUGUUACAUAUCCACUUAUAUGUGUAAUCAUUAUUAGUGAUGUUUCUGAAAAAACAUGCUCAUAUAUGAUUGUUCUUCUAUGAUGAAAUAAAAUUCAUAUGAAGCAUGAUGAAUGUUACCUCACAUGAUCAUAAUAUCAUCCACUUCUAUAAAGCUAUAGGGAUAAAUAUGUUAUUUCCUGAUAACUAUCAGCUACAUCUUUAUCAUUAAGCACAGAUUAGUUAGUGUCAUACUACAGGAUAAACAAUAGGCUACAUGUACCUUCCAAAGUUGAUAAUUUAAUUCUUUAUUUGUUACGGACAGAUGACAAUGGAAUCUAAUUUCUAGGUGCUAUAUAUCAGUGUGUUAUCAUUCACCUGUUCAGUUCUGUUUGUUUGGUCAUGCAGGAAUCAGCUGAUAUUUCCUUACUACAUUUCCUAACUUAAAAAAAUCACAAAAUUUAUUUAUAAAAUAUCUUCUUAAAACAGAAAUCAUCAAACUGAAUAUAACACCUGUUUUGCUUGACAACUCUUUAAACUUCCUUGAUUGUGGAGGGCUGUGAUUGAUAUUUAAACUGUGACACUGUAUUGUCAAAUUUAGGUUUUUCAGAACAUCACUAAGGUUUCCUUUCUUUAUCUAAAGCUUAAAUAAAAAAUAACCAGACACCAGCUGAAUUCCUCAAUUUCUUUACAUCUUGAAUAUAAUGGAAGUAAAACUGAUGAAAAUGUGGAUAUUGUAAGCUGUGCAGUACAAGUAUGCCUAUACUUUACAGCCUUGUACGAUUAAUUUGUGCUCACAAUUUUACUACAAAGCAUAUAAGAAAAAUUAUUUGGCUGUUAAUUGUACAAAGUGAGAAACAAAUAUGCAAUUUAAUGUAUAUAUAUAUAUAUAUAUUGACUUCAAUGGCAUUGGUGCAAUUCUAGCUAUUUACACUUGGAGCUUUGGUGUUAGUUUCUCUGAGGACUGAGAAUUGCAAGAUAAAUGAUUUUUUUUCUGUGCUGUUGAUCACAAAUUUAUCAAAAAUACUUGUUAAGCUUAUAUUAGAAUACCUAGGGUGCCUUUGUCUGAAACGAAACAAAUCUGUUUCUUCAUUUUGUUCCAAGAGAGUCAAUAAAUUUAUUUACGUUGACACGAGAAAUAAUGUUUGUGCAUGAGGUAUCUUUUUUGAGACAAUUAGUAUGGUUUGUUCUUCAGGGUAUCUUAUCUUAGAUGAGAAAUUUUGUUUGUGCUUCAGGCAUCUGAUGUGAGAUUAGAAGUAUUUUUUAUAUAAUUUGAUUCAGUUAUCAGGCGACACAAGUAGUAUGAUUUGUGUUAUAGAUUUAUGUGUAGAGGAAUCAGGUGAGAGGUUGGCACAGCUUGCUAUUCAACAUGCCUACUUGUGUACUUCACGCUUUCUUUUUCUGAUUUAGUGUCUCUUAAGUUACACUCUGCGUUUUUCUUUUUUACCCAUCAUAGCAUGUGUUAAACUGCCCAGAUGACUGCCAAUGAAUAUUUUCAGCCAAUUGUAAUUCUGAUGAUGGUCCAUCUUUCCAUAAAAAAAACCCCUUGCUAUUCCCAUUUAGUUGAGAAGUACUGGAUGGAUCAUUUUCAAAUUUCAUGUCAAAUACCCUUGGUUCCUUGUGCAUUAGCCGACAGAUGGACAGCAAUAUUAUGAUAUUACUACUUUUAGCCUACCUUCAUCAGAUGCCCUAUGUCAGUGGUCUGUCCGUCAGUAAACAAAUGUUUGUUAUCGCUAUUUAUUGAGAAGUACUGGAAGAAUCUUUAUCAAAUUUCAUAUAUUGGUUCCCGUUGAUCCCUUGUUGUCGUCCCAAUUUGAUUUUGGUCGGGUCAGAAAGACAAAAUGGCUUUCAGGUGACCAUAUUGGAUUUUGCAGGUAAUGAGUAUCAUCCCCAUUUCUUCAUAUCUACGAAAGAAUAUAGUAAAGAAUGUUCCCAAUUUUUUUCCCAUUUCAUUUAUGUAAAAAUUUUCACUAAACUUUUGUUAACUUUGAGCAACUGGGGUUUUGUCUCGAAUACAGGAUUAAACACAUCAACACCUGGUUCCUACAACAAGUUCAAUUAGUUAUAGUUAGUUGAAGGGAAGUACAAGAAGAUUGAAUGAUCGACUUAUUCCUCCUUGAUUUCAUUGCUUUGUAUAUCAGUAAAAUAGCUUUUUACCAUAAUCAAUAGUGUGCUUCACCUAUUGUAAGUAGCAUGUUUUUUCAUGAUGGGAAAAUUUUAUGUAAAACAUGGAUGUUCUUUUAUUACAACCAGUUAAUGUGUCGCCUGCAGAGCUGGUGGACACUUGGGGAUUACUAUGUCCGUCGUCACGUGUCGUCGUUAUAGAAUGAUGUUUUGGAUGACUACACAGUCAUCAGCGAAAUGAUCAGUGUGAAGUGUAUAUGGACUGAGGUAUAACAAAAUUUUCCAUCUUAUCACAGUAUUUUCCUUUGUAAUAGAGUUUAUAAGAUUAUACUCCAGUUGAAAAGUCUAUUUCACUGUACACUUCAGGUAGAAUCAUUCAGAAAUUGUCUAACUGGCUGUGAUACAAGAACAUCUAUUAAAUGGACAUGUUAUGCAUGUACAUUACCAACCUGAGAAAAUGUUUGGACAUAUAUUUCGAACACUUUUGCAGACCCAUUGUUUUGUACUGUGGUAUGCGUUGAAUGGAUGGAUGUUAAAUGCCUGGAAUGCCUCACUUGUAUAAUGUACAAUGCUAAAAAUGUGUAAGCGGACAUAAUAAAAUAUAGAAAC